Messenger RNA from Dermochelys coriacea (leatherback sea turtle), 1639 nucleotides. RefSeq names its product thioredoxin domain containing 15 (gene TXNDC15). Gene Ontology annotation, cellular component: cilium. The transcript has 5 exons. Lineage: Eukaryota; Metazoa; Chordata; Testudines; Dermochelyidae. Gene Ontology annotation, biological process: cilium assembly. The coding region runs from base 40 to 1440 and encodes 466 amino acids. The record is from RefSeq and is a predicted model, not a curated record.
CCGGCUCUGCUGGAGCGAUCGGGCCGGGAGUGGCUGGCAAUGGCGGGGACAGUCUGCCACCUGCCGGCGGGCAUCCUGCCGAGGUCAGAGGAGCUGGGGGCUGCAGGCGGCGGGAGACGCUGGGCGUCUGAACGGGGAGCCCGGGCCCAGAGCACCGCGGGCGCUCUCGGGAGGGACGCGACAGGGCCCGGGGAGCGCACGCGCAGCGGCCGGGGACGGGGACUGACCGACGCGGAUCCUUUGCCCGAGCCCAAGAUGGCGGCCGAGGCCACGCUGCCCAGGCCCAAGAUGGCGAUUUCAGAUCCGGGGCGACCGCUUUUACCCCGCCAGCGGAAGCGGCGGUUGUCAGGGGAGACGCAGGCCGGCGGGGCUCGUUCUUUCUCCCGCCUGAGGAUGCGGCUUCUCCCCUCUCCUGGGUGGAGACUCCGGCAGCUGCUCUGGCUGACCUGGCUGAGCGGGCGCCUCCUGGCAGGAGCAGUAGCAGAGGAAAAUGCUGACCCACUGUCUGAAACUGCCCUACCUCUUAGCACGGAAGGUGGUUCUGCCAUUACUGGAGAGCCCCAGGAGCCAGUGCAGUACAAGACGGCAGAAAUUGCGGAUGCCAUGCUGGGUAGCGGGAUUCCUGCUGAUCGGUCUGUGGUGCUCUCAGUUAUUCCAGGAGAAGCAAAGGACGGACGCAUGUCUGAAUUUGGUGUUGGCACCUGCGAUGCAGCAGCAGAAGAUGCUGAAUGUAGUGUGGGGACUAGCCUUGCUUCUCACUUAUCACAGCCAGGUUCACAUGUUCAAGAACAAACAGGGGACCCUAAUGUAGUGCUAGAGGCUGUGCCUACUUCACCAGCUGAGGAAUCGAAUAGCACGGACAACGUAAAAACUCCCAAAGUGAACUGUGAGGAAAGAAAUAUUACCGGGAUCAGAAACUUCACGCUACAAAUCCUGAAUGUUUCGCAAGACCUGAUGGAGUUUUUAAACCCAAACAGCAGUGAUUGUACAUUAGUCUUGUUUUAUACACCCUGGUGUCGCUUCUCUGCCAAUCUGGCCCCUCAUUUUAAUUCUUUGCCCCGAGCAUUUCCAACUCUAAAAUUCCUGGCAUUGGAUGCAUCUCAGCAUAGCAGUUUAUCAACCAGAUUUGGAACUGUGGCUGUUCCUAAUAUCCUUCUUUUCCAAGGAGCCAAACCCAUGGCCAGAUUUAAUCAUACAGACCGAACCCUGGAAAUGCUGAAAGCAUUCAUUUUUAAUCAGACAGGAAUAGAAGCUAAGAAUGAUGUGGUGGUGACUGAGGAAGACCGAGCAGGCCCUCUACCUAGUGUCCUGACAAAAGGAAUAGAUUGGUUACUUUUAUUCUCUUUAUUGUUUCUGGUUAGUUUUAUUAUGUAUGCUACCAUUCGGACUGAGAGCAUUCGCUGGCUAAUACCGGGACAAGAGCAGGAGCAUCAGGAAUAAGUCGAGAUAAUGACAUAACAGACUUCAUGCCUACAGAUAAAGCAGGAAUUUAUAUGAACUGAAAUUGCAUAAACUUGUACAGUGAAUUAGAUGGCUGUAAUUUAUAAUCUUAUUAGUUAAAAAUCAGUUUUGUUCAUUAACUACUGUAUGUGUAAACUCAAACUGCUGGUAAUUAAGUAAACGAAUACAAAAAGGUUCA